AUGUCGGAGAAUCGCCGUGAGUCUUAUGUGCCAAUUGAGUUUACUCCAGAGGUAGAGAAGCAAUGUUUAAAGCAGGUCGAGUUUUAUUUCAGUGAAUACAAUUUUCCAUUCGACAAAUUUUUGAGAAGUACGGCAGAGAAGAAUGAGGGAUGGGUUCCAAUUACGACUGUUGCGAGUUUCAAUAGGAUGAAGAAGUUUAGGCCAGUUGAUGAGGUGGUGAAAACUUUGCGUAAGUCUACUGUAUUAGAAGUUAGUGCAGAUGGGGAGAAUGUCAAGAGAAGAGUUCCGUUGAACCUAGAGCACAAGAAGGUGAGGAGUGAGCGUACUUUGGCAGUUAUGAACUUCCCCCGGUUAGAUGACGACAAGGAUAGUAUCCAAAACGAGGAUAAGUUAGCUUUACAGGAGGAGAUGGAGAAAUUUUUUUGCGGCCUGGAAUCUUGCUCUGCAUCUAUCCAACAAGUUAGAUUAAAGAGGGACCACAAGAAGAAAUUCAACGGUACCGUUAUGAUUGAGUUUUCCAACAGUGCUGAUUGUAAGCAGUUCUUUGAGGUAUAUGGUAAAGAUGAUGCUUUAUCUUUCCAGGACCGUAAACUUGAUGUUCUCACAAAGCAGCAGUAUGAUCUUCAGAGAGAGGCGACACGCAGCAAGAAUUUUGGUGGUAACGGCCAGCGGUCUAGAUCCUUUACUGGACACAGGAAGAAUAUGCCAAGGCUUAAGGAUUCGAAGAAGGAAAAGGAGGGUACCAACCAGGCAAAGGUGGAAGGGGAACAGGUAGCCAAGACCGAAGGGGAGCCGUCUUCAAAGGAAGAUGAAGAGGCGGUUGUCUCUGAUUAA
Messenger RNA from Eremothecium cymbalariae DBVPG#7215, 834 nucleotides. RefSeq names its product tRNA maturation protein LHP1 (gene LHP1). Gene Ontology annotation, cellular component: nucleus. The record is from RefSeq and is a predicted model, not a curated record. Gene Ontology annotation, molecular function: mRNA binding. The transcript has a single exon. Lineage: Eukaryota; Fungi; Ascomycota; Saccharomycetes; Saccharomycetales; Saccharomycetaceae. Gene Ontology annotation, biological process: RNA processing. Bases 1 to 834 code for a protein of 277 amino acids.